AUGAUCAGCCUGGCGGAGGUCAUCAUCCAGUUCGUCACCGUCGUUGAUGAACUAUCACGCGAGUUGCUGGGAGGUAUUCCAUCUUAUGGGCGCACGCUGACGCUGCGGCCACCGCCGAGCCAGCAUUUUGUAUCCUAUACGUACUCGACCUCGAGGCUAAUAAUCAAUACAACAUACUUAUCUCGUUUUGCACACAUAUCUGAAAUUCUAGAUACAAACAAGCGGCAAGUUGGGGCUAACGGGACCAUAAAGUGCGAUUCGCCGGGAGUCGAUCGGCUUGGUGGCCUUCCCGACGACGUGCUCGGGCGCAUCCUGGGCUUCCUACCCACCCCACUGGCCGUGCGCGCGACCCAGCUAUCGCGGCGUUGGCGGCGGCUGUGGCCGGCGCACGUGCUCGCCCUCAACCUGUCCGUCCAGGACUGCAAGAACUGUGGCGUGGGGGUCCGGUUCCCCGACCUCUGCGCGCGUGCCCUCGCGCGGUUCCCGAUGUUCUCCAUCCCCUCCAUCUCCCUCGAGUUUUGCACGCGCGACCAGAUCGGUGUCGGCAAGGCCAAAGCAUGGUACGCCGAGGCCAUGGAGCGCGCGGCGGGGUCCGUGAGCGUCACAGUGCUACGGGGGGCAUUCCCGCUGGCUCUCCCGCGGUUCACGCGGGCGGAGGCCCUGUCCCUGACGCUGACCCACAGAAUCGAUCUGGAGCUCCCGGCGGCCGGGGAAGAUCCGGCGCACUUCGGCAGGCUGACGGAGCUGGUCCUCGCCACGUUGCGGCUGCCCGCCGGCACGCCUCCGUUGCACGAGUUCCUGUCGUCGUCCUGCCCGCGGCUGCGGACGCUGCGCCUGUCCUGCGUGAGAGGCGGCGAGGCCGUGCGCGCGCUGGUCCUCCGCUCCGACGCCCUCGUGGCGCUCGACCUCAACAACGUGGACGGCAUGGAGAGGCUGGACGUGGCGGCCCCCAACCUGCGGUCGCUGAGCGUGCGCUCCUGCUUCCGUUUCCCAAUGAGCGGCGACGAAGACACCGAGGUGGUCGUCUCGGCGCCGAGGAUGGAGUCCAUCUGCUGGUACCGCAGCUACCCGAAGCGGCUCAGCACUCCCGACGGCAGCCUGGCGCGCGUCCGCCGGCUCUCCGGCCUCAAGCUCGCGACGCUGGGCCGGAGCGACAGGUUCGACUUCCCUUACACGAUGCAGCUGCUGCAGGCCUGCUCCCUCACCACCCAACACCUGGAGCUCGACCUGGUGCUGCCGGACGAGAUGACCCUCGACAACUGGCUAGGCCCGGAGGAGCGUGGCUCGUGCGAGGACCUGAUGAGAUACGUCCCGCCAUUGCCUCGUGUCACCGUGCUCUCGCUCAAGGUUCGGUGGGGGGUUGGUGGCGACGUCGGGCCGUGCCUGGCCUCCCUCCUGUCGCGUACCCCGAGCGUGGCAACGAUUUACGUGGAACCAGACCCGUACUGUCUCGCCGUCUUGGGGGGCGAAGUCGUACCGCGAGGAGAGUGCCGGUGGGGUCGUUGCGCGGACGAAAGGAGUAGCGGUAGCCCGCUGGGCUCUCUCCGAGAGAUCGUUGUCCACGGGCUCAGGGGAACGGACGGCGAGGAGUGCAGCCUCGUCAAGGUUCUGCUUGGGACCGUGCCGCCGUCGAUCGAGAGGAUAUCUCUCGGGUUUCACGACGCUACAGCCGCGUCGGUCGUUGACGAGAUCGCAGACGAGUUGCGAGCGCACUUCCCUACGGCGACUGCUGGGUGUUGGACCAGGAGGGCUUGCCCGACCACGCUCGAAUGGACCAAACGCAAGCUAACUCCACGAGAACGGAAGCGAUAAGACAUGACUGAAUUUUGAAGGCGUGCCGUGCGGAGGCAUAAUCAGAAAUUGUUAGCUGAUAGGAGUACCACUUCAUAGGCAAAAGGUGGCCCGACUUUUUGAUGAGAUAGAGGAGACUUCGUGGACCCUGUUGAGUAUUAUUAUUAUUAUUAUUAUUAUUAUUAUUA
Triticum aestivum (bread wheat) is the source of this 1979-nucleotide messenger RNA. RefSeq names its product putative F-box/LRR-repeat protein At3g28410. Lineage: Eukaryota; Viridiplantae; Streptophyta; Magnoliopsida; Poales; Poaceae. The record is from RefSeq and is a predicted model, not a curated record. The coding region runs from base 1 to 1812 and encodes 603 amino acids. The transcript is spliced from 3 exons. Gene Ontology annotation, molecular function: protein binding.